Messenger RNA from Adineta ricciae, 2268 nucleotides. The record is from the annotation of a GenBank genome assembly. Lineage: Eukaryota; Metazoa; Rotifera; Eurotatoria; Adinetida; Adinetidae.
AUGUCGGAUUCUUCGAGAGAAAAAAUUUAUGGUGCUGACCCAUCCGAACGUAAUACACGACUGUUACGUGUUAAAGUUCUACGAGCAGUUGAUUUACAACGAAGAGACUUCCUUGGAGGAUCAGGUGACCCUUAUGUCAAGAUUCUUUUGCAAACUCGUGAAAAUCGCAAUCAAACAGUCGACAUUGCCCGAACGCGCACCGUACCGAAAACGUUGAAUCCUUUUUGGAAUCAAGACUUUGUAUUUCGAGUUGAUCCAACUAAGCAUCGACUAGCAUUUGAAAUCUAUGAUCAGAAUAAACUGACGAAAGAUGAAUUUCUUGGCAUGUUCUUCGUUGAAUUAGGCAUCAACAUACCUACUGAAUCACCUGAACAGCCCAUGUUAACAAGAGAUUAUUCGUUAUUGAAACGAAGUGUCCUUCAACGUGUUCGUGGUAAUGCAACCAUUGGAUUAUGCUAUAUAAAUGCAGAUCCAACAGUACUGCGAACAAGUUCAAUUGAAAGUCCGACUACGUCUCAGAAUGAUUCUGGUUUCGAGUUAGUCAAUCAUCGUGAUGCGGCUGAGCCAGUCACGUCAAUCGCUGAACCGCCAUUACCUCCCGGUUGGGAAGAACGAAAAGAUGGCUCUGGUCGCACUUACUAUGUUGAUCAUACCACUCGUAGCACAACGUGGAAUCGUCCGAACGGACGAAAUUCUGCAGCUCCUCAACAACCUCAACCACAAGUGAGCGAUCGCCAUCAAAUCGACGAUAUGACAACCAAUAGCACACGCACAAGCAUGACAACAAAUAGUCCAGCAGCAGCUUCACGCAACUCGACAGCGAGCGACACAACAGAUGGUCUUGGUCCAUUGCCACCCGGUUGGCAAAUGUCAAAAACAGACAACGACCGUCAAUUCUUUAUCGAUCAUAUUAACAAGCGUACAACUUGGGUGGAUCCACGCACAGGCAAACCAAGCCCGCAACCGGCUACUCAACGUGAAGUCAAUCAAAAUGGACCCUUACCGGAAAAUUGGGAGGUUCGUACAUUGCCAGAUGGUCGAGUGUAUUAUAUUGAUCAUGCUAAUAAAAUAACUACUUGGACAGAUCCGCGUGUUGCUGGACCGGCUGUUCCAUAUUCGCGUGAUUACCAAGCGAAAUACCAUAUGUUUCGCCGUAAUUUACCUCGACCCAAGCAACAUGUUGGCCCACAAAUUGAAUUACACGUCAAUCGUAAAGAUAUCAUGGAGACAUCAUUUCGCGCUGUGAUGUCAAUCAAAGAUGUUGAAGUAUUCAAAACCAGACUUUGGAUUGUCUUCGAUGGUGAACGUGGUUUGGAUUAUGGAGGUUUGAGUCGUGAAUGGUUUUUAAUUCUUUCGCGCGAAAUGUUCAAUCCAUAUUAUGGCCUAUUCGAAUAUAGCGCGAUCGAUAAUUAUACUCUGCAAGUUAACCCGGCGUCCGGCAUACUCAAUGAGGAGCAUAUAAAAUACUUUCGUUUUAUUGGUCGUAUCAUUGCUAUGGCUAUCUAUCAUGGAAAGUUAUUAGAAGCAUUCUUUAUUCGUCCGUUUUAUAAAAUGUUACUUUCGAAGCCAAUUACGCUUGCCGAUAUGGAAUCAGUUGAUCGUGAAUAUUAUCAAUCUUUGAAAUAUAUCGUCGACAACGAUCCAGCGGAUUUAGAUCUCUAUUUUGUUGUUAGCGAAGAAGUUUUAGGUGAAUUACAUGAACAUGAAUUGAAACCAGGUGGUCAACAUAUUCAAGUAACACAGGAAAAUAAACAGGAAUAUAUUGAUUUGGUAAUCAACUAUCGAUUUGUGCAACGAAUAGCAACACAGAUGAAUGCCUUAAGACAAGGCUUUCAAGAUAUAUUACAACUUGAAGCGAUUAAAAUCUUCGAUGAGAAAGAAGUGGAGCUUCUUAUCAGUGGUCUCGGAGAAAUCAAUGUGAACGACUGGCGCAUGAACACCAUGUAUAAAGGUGGUUAUACCCCGGAUAAUCCCGUGAUACAACAUUUUUGGAAGGCGAUUGGAUCGUUUAAUACGGAAGAACGUACUCGCUUACUCCAGUUUGUUACUGGUACAUCUCGAUUACCAAUGAAUGGUUUUCGUGAAUUAUGGGGAUCAUCUGGACCACAAUUGUUCACAAUUGAAAAAUGGGGCGAUCGUAGUAAAUUACCACGUGCUCACACAUGCUUUAAUCGCAUCGAUCUUCCACCUUAUGAAAGUUAUCAAGAUUUACGGCAAAAACUCAUUCAAGCAAUGGAAAUGAGCGAAGCUUUCGAAGGUGUUGAUUAA